Molecule: messenger RNA, 1260 nt
Organism: Leguminivora glycinivorella
Lineage: Eukaryota; Metazoa; Arthropoda; Insecta; Lepidoptera; Tortricidae
Product: ras-related protein Rap-2b
Exons: 3
Coding region: 81-905 (274 amino acids)
Molecular function (GO): GTPase activity; GTP binding
Source: RefSeq, a predicted model, not a curated record
GCGCCGCGCACGUACCGCCCGCGCCCCGCAACUUACGCGCUCCAGUGACAAACUCGAAACAUGUGCUAAGUGACUCCACCAUGAAGGGACGACACCAAUUCCGACGCAGGUUCAGCUUGCAACCAUCCUUCUUAAAGGAAGAACACGAAGACGAACGAAGGCCCCACAGGACCGAGCGAACAGAAGAGACAGUCGCCAGUAGUACCACCCUCACCAACAAUGCAGUGCGCCACAAAAUAGUAGUCCUAGGUGCCGCUAAAGUCGGCAAAUCCUCGCUCAUAACACAAUUCCUCUACAACACAUUCUCCCCCAAGUACAAAAGAACGAUCGAAGAAAUGCAUCACGGAGACUUCAACGUCGCUGGCGUCAGAUUGACAUUAGACAUAUUAGACACAUCUGGGGCUUACGAAUUCCCUGCCAUGAGAGCUUUGUCCAUGCAGUCGGCGGAUGCCUUUAUUCUAGUAUACGAUAUCACGGAUCCUGACAGCUUCGCUGAGGUGCGGACGUUACGGGAUCAGAUUCACGAGACAAAAGCCAGUACGGCCGUGCCAAUAGUGGUAGUGGGAAACAAAGUGGACUUGGCAGAGACAGGAGCGAGACAGGUCGAUUUCCACACAACCGAGUCCGUAGUAACCGUCGACUGGGAGAACGGUUUCGUGGAAGCAUCAGCCAAAGACAACAUGAACGUCUCCCAGAUCUUCAAGGAGCUGUUGGUCCAGGCCAAAGUGAAGUACAACCUGUCGCCGGCGCUGCGUCGGCGCAGGCGACAGUCUCUGCCCACCGGGCCGCAGGGGACGCCCCCCGCCACCGCCCCCCAUGUCCCCUCGCCCGCGCAGCUCGCCCACCUUCAACAGAUUAGGGAACGGCACGCCAACAGCAAACGCAACUCUUGCGUCAUUUCUUAAAGGUGAUCGGUAGAUUGUCGAUUUUUAAACAAUGUGUGGUUAUUUAUUUGACAAAAAUAAACUUCUAUUGCAGUCCGUAUUAAUCUCAUAGAUAAGUAGUUCGUGGCAUUCACAAAGAUGCUCCAAACUCCUCUUCGGAAUUUUUUUGUGCCUGCGACAUUUUGAGCCAUUUAGUAGUCCUGUCGACAUACAUUAUUUGCGAGCAGCUAUAUGAUCUAAUAAAUGUGUAUUAGACUGAACUAAUGCAAAUGAAUGGAAUGCGCUCCCAAAAUCGGUGUUCUCAGAAAAAUACGACCUCGGUCUCUUUAAAGCAAGAGUGAAUAGUCUAUUACUGAAUCGGUGAGCUCCGUCUCAG